AUGGUUUCGAGGACGGUAACUUCCAGGCGAAGCCUCGUCUUUCUGUUUGCUCUGCUGUCGUUGCAGUCGGUGGAGUCACUUCGAUCAGGAGGGCCCAAGGGAGUUUCUUCGGCGAACCAGCAAGUCCGGUUGGAUGAAUUGAAACUGGAAACUGCCUCCAACGUGCCACAACGACGAAAAAACGUCAAGCAUGUUCUCACAAGAGGCAUGAAACAGAAUCGUCGUAGGGCGCAGAAAGAAAAAGACAAGGAUGACACUGACGAUGAGGAUUCUGCUCCUACUUGGAGUCCGACAUCAUCUCCUACUCGGAGUCCGACAUCAUAUCCCACUCGGAGUCCGACAUCACCUCCCACACCGGCCCCAACCGCUAGAUCAAGGAGCACCAGAGCACCGGGACCGAGGCCAACGAGGAAUUCCUCGACUUCGUCGUCAGGUACACCUGGAGGUCACAGCGUCGGAGGAAUAGUGAUCACUUUACCACCUCAAACGGGAGUUGGAAGCGGUUCACGUGGAGAUCCAGAGCAGUCACUACCCACCAACAAUCCAGCUCUGUCGAUACCGGCAGCGACGCAACCACCAAUGGCCCAACCACAACCAACCAGUGGAGGACUCACCAGUAAUGGCAUCUUUGUUACUUUAUUUCCCUAUGCUGCGACUAUGACUCCGUUGACACCGCCUCCUCAGCAGCAAGCGGCGACUUCAGUGCCCGCUAUGGUAACGAAUGUCCCCCUUCCAGCCAAUCCUGGCACAAGACUGACUCCAUUUCCUACUCCAGAGCCCACUACGAAUCCUCCAACCCGCAAACCAAUCACUCCUGAUCCAACAUCUAGACCAACAGAUGUUCCUUCUGCCUCCCCUUCCAUCUCUCCUACCGGUGAACCGAGCAGUAUUCCAUCACAGCUUCCGACUGGAGCCCCCAUCAAUGAGCCAUCUGGACAACCGACUCAAUCGCCAAGCACGGAGCCAACCCAGCAACCUACUCAGUCUCCUUCAAUAGAACCGUCGUUGGGCCCAUCUGAGUCGCCAACGUUAUCAUCAUCGCCGACACCUUCUCCAUCCAGCACUCCGACUGGAUCCCCGGUCAACUUUCCGACGACGCCUUCCCCCACCAGUCAUCCAAGCGACCAGCCCACCUCUUUCCCAAGUAUAUCCCCGUCAGUCGCCCCCUCAAUGAAGCCGUCAGUCGCACCGAGCCAAGCUCCAACAACCAAUGUUCCCAGUCUGGCCCCCAGUGUCGCUCCAAGCAUGGAAUCAGACAACCCGACGCAUGUCCCGUCAAGUGCGCCUUCGUCUUUGCCCACUAACAGGCCUACUACAAGAGCCCCUCGCGCCACAAGUGCUCCUGUCUCUCGUCCGGUGGUAAACAGAACACCGGAGCCGUCUUACACCAUUGAAGCAGCCCAAGAAGAAACAUCUGCACCAACCCCAAAGCCCACCUAUGGCAUCGACCUUCAAACACUUCCUCCUCCUUCCAAGCCAGCUUCACAGAUUCAAACUCAGGCUUCCGCAACUCUACCGCCCACUGGAGCUGACAGGCCCAUUGCUGACCUGAAUGCCAGUGGUGGAAUCGAUGCUCUCGGGGAAGUCAAGGGAGAAACUACGCUGGAGUUCUCCUUGUGGUUCCCAGACCAUCGAGCUAGUGACUUGGAUAUCAUUAGUGUGGAAAACUCCGUCCUGAAUAGUUUGGAAAUGCUCUUUUGUGACAGGCAUACACCUGCAUUGACCAUUGACAUCAGUGAUGACCUAUGUGUCCUCAAGGACGAAUCAAUUGGGGUCCAAGUGGCUGUCAUCAAAAGUCGAAGCAGCGGAAACCAGGGAACAGAUUUGUUGGUAGACUUGGAUGCAACAGUUUUGUUUGCGCCAUUCGUGUCCUACCUGGAUGAAAGAUUUGUGGUAGAAGGGGAUAAAGCAUUCUUUUGGACAACAUGGAAAGUAUCGUGGGAAGUGUACCAAGUUGGCCGACCCCUGAUGCAAGACGUCUUGACACGACAAGCUGCAAGAGGAGAAGCAUUGGGCUUAGGAGAAGGGAAGCACCUUGUGGGUGCCCAAGAAAUUCAAAACAGGAUGAUGAUUGUUAUGGAAGCAAGCAUUCUGAGUGGAGAAUUUAACGCCAUCCUCAAGACAAGAAUGAUUGGAAUUCCUGUCUUGAGUAGCGUGUUGGGAUCAGAAAUGACAACAUUUCAGUUUUUGGAUCAACCAGGAAUGGACACAGCUGACAACAAUGACAACGACGAGCCGAAUGUCAGUCUUCAGACUGCAGACGAUUCUGAUACGAUGUCCAGCGGAACCAAGACUAUCUUUAUUGGGAUCAUGUGUGCUUGCUUCUUCUUUGCCGUUGCUCUAGGAGUUUACUAUAACUCGUACAAGCCAACAAUGAGAGCAAGAGAAGCUUGGAUGACUGAAAGUCAAAGGCACGGCUUGGAUGCUUCCGAGGUGUGCGCUGCAAUGAGAGACAACACCCAUGCUAGCGGAAGCCUUCAUAGCAGCAAUGAACGUCUAGUCUCAACACAAUCCCCACCAAGAAUUGACUCUCUAGAGGACGGACUCGAGCAGCCCCCACCAGCUAAUGAGAUACCGGAAGAAACCAGUGACGAUGGCACGGAUGCCUACAUGAGCGCUAUCAGCAGUCUUAGUCUUGGAUGGUCUAUGGAGUCAAAAUCAGUGGAGAAAGUAAGCGGUCAAUCGAACGAAGCAGAAGACGUUGGAGACGUGGAAGACGCAGGACAGGUACCACCACCGACUGUAACUGAAGUCCCAGCUGUGGACGUUCUCAGCGACCUUGGCACAGAUGACAGAGCAUCGACAAUGAGCGGUGUUGACUUUGGCUGGUCCCUUGAUGGAAUGGAUGCACACUGGAAACCCUGGACUACCAAGAAGUCCUAA
This is a messenger RNA of Seminavis robusta, 2883 nucleotides long. The record is from the annotation of a GenBank genome assembly. NCBI's taxonomy places the organism in Eukaryota, Bacillariophyta, Bacillariophyceae, Naviculales, Naviculaceae.